AACAUCAUUUUAAGGCGGAGCAUGAAGAUGCCUUAUAAUAAUCCUUCAAGCACUCUGUGCCACAUUAUUGGAUUUUGGUGUGACUUAACCAGACUCAAGAAAGAAAAGUAAGCAGUGAAAGAUUUGAACAAAACGUCAUGGAAAUAAUAGUAAAAGAAAUCAACGGAAACACGACACGGCUGACUGUGGACCUCAGUGCCACAGUUGGUGACCUGAAGCAGAAGAUCUCGCAGCACUUUAAUGUGCAAACUUCUCAACAGAAGCUGUCUGCAAAUAAUGGUCAACGACACAACCUUGAUGAUGAUUCCAGAAACCUCAGUUUUUAUGGUUUGAGCUCUGGAUCCACAAUAGCGCUCCUCAUCACGAACCCUGUACCCAUCAAGCAGGUGUUUGUCAAGAACGAGAAGGGCCAGACAAGCACUUAUGAUGUGGACGUGGAUGAGACUGUAGAUCAGCUCCGGGAAAAGAUCUACAACAAACAGAGAGUCCCUCUGGAUCAGUGGAGUCUGGUUUGCGAUGGUAAAGAACUGAAGUCUGGCAUGAAGUUGAAAGACUACGGCAUUAAAGAUAAAAGCACAAUGCACAUGACUUUACGUCUCCGAGGAGGAUAAUGGAGAAAUAAUUUAUUUGUGGUUACUGGGACUAAAGAUGUCGAAGUAUAUUUGUUACUGAAACGGAUUUAUUUAAAACAUAUCAUAUUAAUCUAAGAAAAAAUUAAACUAAAGCACUUUAGUCAUUCGGCUGUAAGUUUAAAUGCAGUUAUGUAUAAAUCGCUAACAGUAGACAAUGUUUAAAAUUGGUGUUCAUUUAUGAUUAUUUAUGUAUUUCAUGUGUAAAUAUUUUUAAUUUAAUAAACUUAUAUAUGAAGCUA
Messenger RNA from Paramisgurnus dabryanus, 871 nucleotides. RefSeq lists its product as uncharacterized. Gene Ontology annotation, molecular function: protein binding. The record is from RefSeq and is a predicted model, not a curated record. Lineage: Eukaryota; Metazoa; Chordata; Actinopteri; Cypriniformes; Cobitidae.